AUGGUUCUCAUAAGACCAUGUCUCACCUUCCUAAGCCAAGUGUGUGCUUCUCAACAGCUGGCUGUCUACGGUAGGCAAGGCCAUGGGAAACGGGACAGUGCAGGGCCCCUGAGGACACAGAAGAUGAUUGAAGCUAUCCCUAAAGAUAAUUCUGUGCUGUCUGAGAGAAGAAGGGAGCUCCAUAAGGAAGUUGAAGUAGCUAAGAGGAAUUUGGCCCAACAGAAAAUUCUAUCCGAAGGUGAGUCAAAGUUAGUAGAACAACAACUUGCAGAAGAAAGCAAGCUUUUAAAGGAGCAAGAAAACAUGCGAGAACUGGUGUUCAACCUUGUGCGCAUGACUCAGAUCAAGAGCGACGAGAGGGAGCAGAAGUCCAAGGACUUCCUGAAAGCUCAGCAAAAACAUAACAACAUUGUUAAGGAAAUCAAAGCAAAAGAUCUUGAAAUCAGGAUAUACAGGAAGAAAAAACGUGAAAUUCAUCGGAGACUCAGAGAGUUUGCUAAACUGUAUGACACAAUUCGAAAUGAAAGAAACAAGUUUGUUAAUCUACUUCACAAAUCUCACCAGAAAGUAAAUGAAAUAAGAGAAAGGUAUAAAAUGUCGUUAAAUGAACUGGAAAUUUUAAGAAAUAGUGCAGUUAUUCAAGAAAGAAAGUUGCAAAAUAGCAUGCUGAAACAUGCCAACAAUAUUACCAUCCGAGAGAGCAUGCAAAACGAUGUGUGCAAAAUCAUGUCAAAGCUUCAGGAAAUGAAAGAGAAGAAGGAAGCCCACCUAAGCAGCAUGGACCGGCUUGCCAACACGAUCACCAUGAUAGAAGAGGAAAUGGUGCAGCUGCGCAAGAAGUACGAGAGAGCUGUGCAGCGGCGGAACGAAUGUGGCGUUCAGCUGAUAGAACGGGAAGAAGAAGUAUGCAUCUUUUAUGAAAAAAUAAAUAUCCAAGAGAAGAUGAAACUAAAUGGGGAAAUUGAAAUACACACCCUGGAAGACAAGAUCCGAUUCCUGAAACUGAAGAUUGCUGAGAAGCAAAGACAGAUUUGUGUGACACGGAAACUAGUGCCAACCAAGGCGGCCCUGGACGCUGACCUAGCUGUGCUCCAGAUUCAGUUCUCACAGUGCACAGACAGAGUAAAAGACCUGGAGAAGCAGUUUAUAAAUCCUGAGGGUAGCAGAGCCCGCCUCCUUCCAGGGAAGGAUCUGACGGAAGAAGAAAUGAUCAAGAAAUUAGAUGAGCUGGAUAUGCAGCUGGCCAGGAAGGAGGAGAAGUUACUAGAGAAAGAUUUCAUCUAUGAACAGGUGUCCCGGCUCACGGACAGGCUGAGCAGCAAAACUGAGGCCUGCAAGCAGGACACACUGAUCCUCGCCAAGAAGAUGAAUGGCUAUCAGAAAAGGAUCAAAAAUGCUACCGAAAAAAUGAUGGCUGUUGUUGCUGAGCUGUCCAUGAAACAAGCCCUGACUAUUGAACUCCAAAAGGAAGUCAGGGAGAAAGAAGAAUUCAUCUUCUCUUGCCAUUCUAGGAUGGAGAAGGGUCUGCCGCUCAAUAAAGAGAUUGAGAGUGAAUGGUUGAAGGUACUUCGAGAUGAAGAAAUGUAUGCCAGAGCCAUUGCCGAAACAUCUAGGGCAUCCUCAGAAGCAAAUAGUCGCCUGCUGCCCAGUGGUGUCUGCACAACUGCAGAGCAGCGUCCAAACGCCUACAUCCCUGAAGCAGAUACCACUCUUCCCUUGCCAAAACCAUAUGGUGCUUUGGCUCCUUUCAAGCCUAGUGAACCUGGAGCCAAUAUGAGGCACAUAAGGAAACCGGUUAUAAAGCCAAUUGAAAUCUGAAAAUGUGAACCAAUCCAGGCUUCUCAAAAAGAGACUUCCAUCAGACUUCCUCUCACCUAUGCUGGAGACAUGAGCAUAAUCGUCCAGAAAGGUAGGCCCAACAACAGAGCACCAUGGGGCUCCCUUUCACACUCAGC
Messenger RNA from Castor canadensis (American beaver), 1955 nucleotides. The record is from RefSeq and is a predicted model, not a curated record. Lineage: Eukaryota; Metazoa; Chordata; Mammalia; Rodentia; Castoridae.